Molecule: messenger RNA, 1730 nt
Organism: Exaiptasia diaphana
Lineage: Eukaryota; Metazoa; Cnidaria; Anthozoa; Actiniaria; Aiptasiidae
Product: protein tweety homolog 2-like
Exons: 15
Coding region: 26-1633 (535 amino acids)
Cellular component (GO): plasma membrane
Molecular function (GO): volume-sensitive chloride channel activity; intracellularly calcium-gated chloride channel activity
Source: RefSeq, a predicted model, not a curated record
CUGGGGCGAGUUGUUGGUUUUCAAUAUGGCGGACUGCUCUAGGGGAUCCAUUCCUCCAGAAAACGCCAAGUUUUUYAACUCACUUCCACAUGUUAACUUUGAUUUUGAUAACAUAUCGAAAACUUUUAGGCCUACAGAUGAAGACUAUCAGCAGAAUUUGAUAUUAUACAGCGCUAUUCCGGCUGUAWUUGGAGUGAUAUUUUUUAUCAUUCUUGGUAUCUAUUUUACUGUCUAUUGCUGUAAAUGGUGCUGUAAAAGAUGUCGAAAACAAUUACCAAGACGAAAAGCCAAAACAMAAUAUACUCUUUGCCUUACUGUAUGUAUUUGGCUCUUUGCACUUUUAUCCAUUGGAAGCAUUAUCUCAGGGUUUGUGUUCAAUGACGGCAUUAAUAAUGGAGUUAUCACUGUUACCAUGGMAGUGGAUAAUGUCAGCAACACAUUUGAUGGCAUUCACAACCAGGUAUCAAGUAUUCAGAAUAAUAUACUGGAGAUGAAAGAAAACAUCGAUAGUAUGUUACAUGGCGUUCCUCUUGUCAUUGCGAAAAAUCUUYGGAUGAUUCGGUCAAACAUAUUACAGAUUAUUGAAGAGUUAAAUGGAGUCAAACCUGUUAAUCCUGUUACUGGAGUAUCAGAUGACAUCAAGACUGGAGAAUUUUACAGGUGGUGGUCUGUGUUUGGUGUUCUUGGUUUGACAGUUAUUACCUGUCUAAUCACAGUGUAUUCGUCUAUCAGACACAGUAGAUGUGGCUUUUUCCUUGCUUUGUUGUUGGGCUGCAUUGCUUGGCUUGGUGGCUGGCUGGUUAUUGGAGCUCAUUUUGGUGCCUCUAUUGGGAUGUCAGAUCUUUGUGUCAGUCCAAGAAAAACAAUAAAUUUCUACAUGAAAUCUGUGGUGACAAAAGAUGUAGUCAACUAUUACCUUGAUUGCAAACCUGGCAGCAUUCAUCCAUUUGAAAAGUAUGUGGAUUCAUCCUUGGAGUUUAUUCAAACAGCAGAUGUUUUUCUACAGAAACUUAAAAACCAGAGUUGGGCACAUAAACAUCAAGGCAUCAACAAACUAACAAUAAAUCUACACAAUAUUGACACAUCCCUAGAUAAAAUACAAGAAAACAUGAAAUGUACUAAAAUGAAAAAGGAAUAUAACAAAGCUCAUUGUGCUGUAUGCUUCCCAGUUGUGGAUGGUCUUACAUUAUUGCUGGUGGCAUCACUAGUAUCUGUUGUGUUCUUGGUGAUAAUACUUCUACUGAUUACUCUAAUGUGCAGAAGGAUCAACAAGAAGAGUAAACCAAGUACUUUCAUGAAUUCUUUGCUUAAUGGCGCUCAAUCAGAAGAAACAGAGUACCAUUCAGUAACCAGUGACGAUGAGAGUAUGCCCCUAGUACCCAGUAACUCACCGCCACCUUAUGAGGCAGUUACAGGAUGUGUGGAUUUCCAAUUUCAUUCAUGUCAAGAAGAGAGAAACCGUGCAACACCAGCCCCCCAGCCAACCACUCAUCCCACGGCACCUCCCACAAACUCCCAGCCAACCAGUCAGGCACAACAGGAUGUUGUUAAUAGUAACCAGCAAAACCAUUUUGCUCCUCCACCUCUCCGUGGGGAAGUAGUUGUACAAAGGAAAGUUACCAUGGCAUUCUAGUGAUUAUCAUCCUGGGCUCCCUGUGUCAGUCAGUGUUCUGAAGAUUCAGUAGAUAACACAGGAAUCCCAAUGAGAUGCUUGAUCAUGGUAGAUGAUA